Aureobasidium uvarum is the source of this 777-nucleotide messenger RNA. NCBI's taxonomy places the organism in Eukaryota, Fungi, Ascomycota, Dothideomycetes, Dothideales, Saccotheciaceae. The record is from the annotation of a GenBank genome assembly.
AUGGCAUCAUUCCGUGGGAUUCCCAUCUCCAGCCUGCGCGAACACUACGUAAGUUUUGCAAAGCCUUCUUACCUAUAUCCCUCACUGACCGUGUCCAGANUGCGAGAAGGCUACAGAAACGACAUGUUCUCCUCCAUGAUCGCCGACGUGAUUGACGGCCACUCCGGCAUCCUCUUCCACGCCGAAAGAGAUUCGCCUGAGCCUGAGCAGCAAGAACAGCGCAUCUGGGAACUCGACAGCGACGAAGAAUCACCCACCGAAGAGGAAAAGCAAAAGAAAAAGGCAAAGAACAAGAAAAAGUACUUGCGCAAGAAGGAGAGGGCUCAAGCUGAAAAGGCUGAGCUCGAGCACAAGAAGUCAGAGGCCAAGGAGGAUGUCGAGGGCGGUCUUGCUGGCUUGUCUGUUCGAGAUGAUACACACACCAUGACUGAGGAUGGCGAGUCGAGCAACGCCGACCCCAAUACUACCGCAGUCCCGACUUCCACUCAGCCCAAGCUUUCGAAGCGUCAGAAGAAGACUAUUCUCAAGAAGGCCAAGCAAACCCAAAACAAGGCCCUUGCCCCUGAGUCCACUCAUUCUCUCAUCACUGGUGACUCUACCUCUGGUUCUGGCGCUCUCAACUCCGAAUGUCCCAAGGACAGUGAGAACAAGAUGGACAAAAAGGUCAGUGGCAGUAGUCACAAGAAGUCAGAGAAUGAGCAGAAGGAUGUCGCUAUCGCUACUGAGUCUGAGGUGGAGGCCGUGAUGGACACAGUCGCAAAGCGUUUCGGUCAAUGA